This is a messenger RNA of Mycotypha africana, 706 nucleotides long. RefSeq names its product eukaryotic translation initiation factor 5A. Gene Ontology annotation, biological process: positive regulation of translational elongation; positive regulation of translational termination. NCBI's taxonomy places the organism in Eukaryota, Fungi, Mucoromycota, Mucoromycetes, Mucorales, Mycotyphaceae. Gene Ontology annotation, molecular function: RNA binding; translation elongation factor activity; ribosome binding. The record is from RefSeq and is a predicted model, not a curated record. Bases 17 to 493 code for a protein of 158 amino acids. The transcript has 3 exons.
GUACAAACCUCUUACAAUGGCUGACAACGAACACGAACACAACUUUGAACAAGCUGAUGCCGGUGCCUCUGCCACCUUCCCUAUGCAAUGUUCUGCUUUGCGAAAGAACGGCCACGUCGUCAUCAAGGGCAGACCUUGUAAGAUUGUUGACAUGUCCACCUCCAAGACUGGUAAGCACGGUCACGCUAAGGUUCACUUGGUCGGUAUUGAUAUCUUCACUGGCAAGAAGCUUGAAGAUCUCUGUCCUUCCACUCACAACAUGGAUGUCCCCAAUGUCGUCCGUCAAGAAUAUGCCCUUCUUAACAUUGAUGAUGGUUUCCUUUCCUUGAUGUUGCAAGAUGGUUCCACCAAGGAUGAUGUCAAGUUGCCCGAAGGUGAAAUCGGUGAAAAGAUGGAAGAAGAAUUCGAAGAGGGCAAGGAAUUGAUCGUCACCAUUGUCUCUGCUAUGGGUGAAGAACACGCUUUGUCCUACAAGGAAGCCCCCAAGGCUUAAGGAUAAAGUCUAUUUGACUUCAUUCGUAUUCAUUCUCAACUAUUUUCUUUUUUCAUUCUCGUAUCAUCUAGCAAUCCGCUUUGAUUUUUUUCACAUUAAUAUAUACUAGCUUACUGUAAAUUAGCUUUUUUUGCAUAUUUUUACGCAUAUUCAUACAUAGAGAAUCAUAAUAAAACGCUGCUCUGCAACCGUUUUCUCAAUAGAUACUAACCG